This is a messenger RNA of Penicillium argentinense, 615 nucleotides long. Its product is annotated as iron-sulfur cluster assembly scaffold protein. Lineage: Eukaryota; Fungi; Ascomycota; Eurotiomycetes; Eurotiales; Aspergillaceae. Bases 1 to 615 code for a protein of 204 amino acids. The transcript is spliced from 2 exons. Gene Ontology annotation, biological process: intracellular iron ion homeostasis; iron-sulfur cluster assembly. Gene Ontology annotation, molecular function: ferrous iron binding; 2 iron, 2 sulfur cluster binding. The record is from RefSeq and is a predicted model, not a curated record. Gene Ontology annotation, cellular component: cytoplasm; mitochondrial matrix.
AUGUUCAAGCGUCUUGUCACCGUCGCCCCCCGCGUCGGCGCCGUGGCGCCCCGUGCCUUCGCUCCUCUCUCCGGCCUGCAGUCCGUCCAGCCUGCCCAGCGUGUCGCCCCUGCUGCCGCUCCCGUCCAGCGUCGUGGCUACCACGAGAAGGUUCUUGACCACUACAAUAACCCCCGCAACGUCGGCUCUUUCAAGAAGGGCGACCAGGACGUCGGUACCGGUCUCGUCGGUGCCCCCGCCUGUGGCGAUGUCAUGAAGCUCCAGAUCCGCGUCAACAAGGACAGCGGCAAGAUCGAUGACGUUGUUUUCAAGACCUUCGGCUGUGGUAGCGCCAUCGCUUCAUCGAGCUAUCUGACCGAGCUGGUCCGUGGCAUGACCCUCGAGGAGGCCGGCAAGAUCAAGAACACUGAUGUGGCUAAGGAGCUCUGCCUGCCCCCGGUCAAGCUGCACUGCUCCAUGCUUGCCGAGGACGCCAUCAAGUCUGCCAUCUCUGACUACCAUAAGAAGAACCCCAACGUCCGUGCGACCGACCUUUCCGGGACAGGCGCGGCCAUUCCCGACGUCAAGGUCGAGAUUGAGCACACCUCUUCCGGCAGCCCUGCCGCCGCUAUCUAA